This is a messenger RNA of Colletotrichum acutatum, 3812 nucleotides long. RefSeq lists its product as uncharacterized. The record is from RefSeq and is a predicted model, not a curated record. The transcript is spliced from 4 exons. Bases 1 to 3639 code for a protein of 1212 amino acids. NCBI's taxonomy places the organism in Eukaryota, Fungi, Ascomycota, Sordariomycetes, Glomerellales, Glomerellaceae.
AUGGGCAAGCACAAGUCUUCUUUGAAGGCUUGGUGCCACCGUCUCAUCCCGCUCUUGCUCCUCGCUCUUGCGGUCAAUAUCUGCCAGGCUCGUGGCAGAGACCACAAGAAGCGAGACGAUCUCACCGGAUCACUCGCCUCAACCGCUCCCACCGACGGAACCAGUCUUUCUAUCUCCACCUCUGAACUCCAAGAAGGUCGCGUUGUCACUCGCAUCGUGACCACCUCAAUUCUCAUCACGCUUCCCUGUGGCGCCUCUGAGGGUUCUUAUUCCUUCAGUUCCGACCUGGUCACCACCCAGUCCUCUUCCCACUACCUCAACACGACUAGAGGUUCUGGAACCAGCCUGAUUCAAUCCUCGAACUCUACAAUCGUCCACUCUGCUUCCUCUUCUAGCUUUACCAACUGGAACACGACUGCGGUCAAUCAUGGGUCCUCGUCGACUGUUCUGAACUGGAACUCUACAAUUGCUGGUCCAGUCGAGUCUUUGUUGUCCUCUGAAUCCUCCUUCCAGAGUCACCAGCCAACUGUCUCGGCAGCGACAACAACUGAGACCGGAAAUCGCGAUCUGCCUGAGCCCUUUACCAAAUCACCCUCCACCUCUCAGAAGAGUCAGAAUGGUAGCUCAAGUGACAUUGCCCCCACCUCUUCGAUGCAGACAUCUUUGUCCGAAGGUGGUACAGCCCAGACCUCUGGUGCCACCACAGGCCCUGACCAUUCCCCAGCGUCGACCAUCAGUCCCCGACCAUCUCAAUCGUCCAGCAGCAUCUCCAGUGGCUCUGUCUCUAUCGAGACUUCAAUCUCAGAUGUGACUACUACCACCGAUGUACCUCAAACAUCUCCCUCUGGCACUGAUCACGAUGCUGAGACUUCAUCCAUGUCGGGAUCUGUUUCCAGCGGUGGCAGCGCUCACGCAACGACCACUUCCGUAUCUACGAUAGAGAAUGAUCAGCAGUCUACCUUAGUUCCCAUCGUUUCUACCGAGGAAGAUUGGAAGUCAACCAAGAAGGGUGAUGAUGACGAUUCCAAGACAUCUACAAAGAAGGGCAACGAUGAUGAUGACGACAAAUCUACCAACGCAUCCCCGGGCAGCACACAAAAGAGCACCGUGUCCUCUACACACCAUGCCUCUUCUACUCAGCACUCUGCUACGCCGACCUCAACUGCUGCUCCAGGGAGCAGUGGAUCGAAUGGCCCUAGUUCCACGGUCACAUCUUCUACCUCUUCAGAGGGUGGAGAUCUCACGACUUUCUACUUGACUGCCACGAUCAAGCCGCCCGAAGGUGUCCAACCUUGGACAUGGCUCACUUGGACGUCUACCGAGGUCACCAAGACAACGACUCGUGAUGGUCAGGCCUGGCCGACAAUCUUCCCCGCAUGGUCUUGCAUCGGAGGACAGCUUCUAUGUCAUCCGAAGUGCCUUAUUCCUUUCCUCUUUUGCGAUCUCCCAGCCCUCAAUCUUCCGGGCCCGCUCGGUUUCCCUUGGGCCAAGCCGCCUCCCAAGAAGCCGAAGGGUAAGCCUCGCAAAGUCAGGAAGGAUGACCCUACCGAUCCCGAAGAUCCCGAGGACGAUGAAUCAGAGCCAUCCGAGACACCCACUUCCUCGUCUGAAGCCUCCUGCACAGCAACCACCACCGUCUACCCCGACUGCAACCAGGGAUGUACCGCCAGCCCUAUUGUCGGUUCCGACUCGUCUACAAGCUUCACCACCAGUUGUAACACGGCCACCUGCAGACCCUCUAUAGUCUGCAGCACCACGGUUGAAACUACCACAACGACGACCAUCAAAACUGUGUCCGCAACCUCAACAGAGAGCUACUGCGGCGGCGUUGACUCGAGCUGCCAGAACUGCAAGGAUAAGAGAUCAGGGCUUUCGAAACGUUCCCAAUUCGUCGAGUGGAAUCCUAAGCCAGAUCCUGAGAUUCUCGGCGGACCUGACGGACUCACGAACUUUGCGACCUGGCCUGCGGGUAAACAAAACUGGUUUGACCGCGCUUGGAAGUACUUGGCUCACUACUGCGAUGGUCUGGAUCAUUGGAGACCUCUUGGGGACUUCGUUGACGGCACAAAGAAGCUGGUCGGUUACUCUACAAUGCAUGCCGAUGUCUGGGGAGACCAGCCUAUGAUGGGAGGUACCGGACCACUCUGGGGUUGUAGCGGAAUCAUCAUCAUUACGAAGAGAGGCAUCUACACCAGUCACGUCUGGGAGGUUCCCAACUUCUGGAACCAAGGAUUCGGGCAGUACGACAUUGAUAAGGAGUUCCGAGAGGGCGUUCUCGAGUUUCUAGAGACCGGCUCAGGUGAUCGCCCUGGCGACGGGGAAUUUGUCUUGCAGCCGAACAGACCUAACAGACUGACAAACCCUCCGCCUCCUAGACCUGGCAACCCGAUGCCUGAUCCUGAAGACGGCACCAGAGGUCAGUUCCAAACACCAUAUCCUGGAAUCAUGCAACUCAAGGAGACGACCCCGAUCUUCGACAAUAUUCCCGAGGACACUCUCCAAGUCAUUUUCAUCUACCCACUUACUGGCGGACAAUGGAGCAACCCUGUACCCCCGAACUAUCCCGACUACUUGCCGCCUAGACAUCCCGAGCGGCUCCAGCAAUGGAAAGACUGGGUCUCCAACCACCUUGGCUUUCCCGCGGACAAGUUCACCAAUGUGGGAUACCAUAAAGGCCCUGGUUACUGGCCCAAUGCGGACGAGAACUAUCCGAUGGACAACUACGUCCCACCCUAUGGCCUCAUCUGGUGGCAGUAUCAUCCAGCCCAUGUCGUGGAGGUGCUUCCUGAUGGCACGCAGAUCCGCAAGCCUACCAUCAAGGUCUAUUGGGAGACCUGGCCGGUCUACGAGUUCUCCUGGUGUCCCCCGGGCACUGAGCUGAAGCGUGACGAGAAUGGAAGUGAGUCAUGCCCGAUGCCCGCCGCUCCUGCAAAGUCGUCCGCCGCGGCUUCCAGUGGCUCAGCUUCGGCUUCCGGUUCCGUUCCCGCUUCCGCGUCUGCCUCAGCUGGCUCCCCUGGUAGUCAGUCCUCUGGUCAAGUUUCGAUGUCUGGGCCUUUUGGUAGUCAGUCCCCUGGUGGUCAGUCUUCCGGUCGGUCCUUGAUGUCUGGUUCCCCUGUCAGCAACUCUCCUUCUUCCAAGAGCAAGGUUGUCGUCUGGGUCACCGCCACUGCCGAAGUCACCGUCACCAACGACAUCGGUGUCACCCUGACUGUCAUGCCCUCGGCCGCCGCUCCAACCUCUACGGCCGAGAUCUGGCGCAUCGCCCGCAUCACCCAGGACAUUGCUUUGGGUGAUGGCACUUCGAAUCACACUGCGACAGUCAGUAUUGUCCAGAUCGAGGAUGGAAAGGAGGUCAACGUUGUUACAAACAGAGACAGCAAUGGCGGAGGUCCUGUCAAGCUUCCUCGUGAGCUUGUCACCACUGACAACUCGGGUGCCAAGUUGACCAUUUCCUUCAAGGGUGGUGAUCAGCCCUACGAGCUCAAGUCGGAUAUUGGUGGUCUGACUCAGGAAUGGUCCAUGAAGCAAUGGGGCAACAAGAUUGCCAACGGUCCUUGGUGCAAGAUCAUCAAGAACACCACAGGCGAGAGCGUAGUCAAGAGGUCUGCGGAGUGUCACUACCGCGCUUUUGGCCAGUAGAGACCUUCAAGUUACCCGAAUACCCCUUUCUGCCCCUUUUCAGCACAUUCUGAAUGAUGCGAAAGUCCUGAACUCGGAGAUUUAAUGGAACACACGGAAACGGCAUUGCAGAGGAUCAGCAUAAGUAGCCGACAUAGGUACCAUGUCCGCUGUGGUGAGGCAGAGGAUGGCAC